This is a messenger RNA of Glycine soja, 2450 nucleotides long. RefSeq lists its product as uncharacterized. Lineage: Eukaryota; Viridiplantae; Streptophyta; Magnoliopsida; Fabales; Fabaceae. Bases 94 to 2208 code for a protein of 704 amino acids. The record is from RefSeq and is a predicted model, not a curated record. The transcript has a single exon.
AGCUUUAUCCAUAGCAUCGUCAACAAAGUAAGUUCAAAUCAAAGACGCCUUCUGAGAUUCGUGACCUCCAAGAAUAUAUUGAAAAGGAAGAAAAUGUUGACAAUUCUACGUCAUGCCACACGCAAAAGAGUAAGAGCAACACUUAUUAAACCCCCACCGAAUCUACUCCAAAUCUCAUCCACUUCAGUAAACAGUCACACUUACACUAUCACACAGCAUUACUCUCACUCAACAACAAUGUUGCCGCCAGCGGGAACCAUCGUAUUCAACACCGUCGGAAGAGUCCAAUACGGUUUCGACGUUUUCUCUGUCGACCUCAAUCACCAACAGCCUCCGCCCCACGCCACCGCAGACCACCGCCUCACCGACGGUGUCUCGAUUAACUUCAACGCACAAUUCAUUAACCCCCAAAACGACGUCGUCUUCGUAUCCGAAAGAACCGGGUCGCCCCGCUUCUACAUUACAAAACCCGACACUAAACCCCAGCCUUUACCCUUUCUGCCCAACGCUCUCUUCCACGAUCGCCCAAUCGUUAAAAACGGAAAGCUCUACUUCGUUUCCACGCACGAAGAAAACGACGCCGUUUUCACUAGCUGGAGCGCCGUUUACUCCACCGCCAUAGAUGACUCCACCGCCACCGUCAAGAGACUCACCCCGCGCGGCGAGGUGGACUACAGCCCCGCCGUCUCCCUCACCGGGAAAUUCCUCGGCGUCGCUUCUUACCGCUCUCGCCGCUGGCAAACCAACGAUUUCCGCGAACUCCAAACGGAGAUCGUCGUUUUCCCCGAGUCCGAUCCAAAAAACCGAGUCACGGUGAGCGAGCGCGGUGGCUGGCCAUCGUGGUCCCAAGAUUCAACCAUUUUCUUCCACCGAAUCGCCGAAGAUGGAUGGUGGAGCAUCUUCCGCGUCGAUUUAACCGAUUCCGAACUUUCAGAAUCUCGAAACUCGCCGAUUCGCGUCACGCCGCCGGGGUUGCACUGUUUCACUCCGGCAGCUUUCCACGACGGAAAGCGCGUCGCGGUCGCAACUCGCCGGAGAGAAAGCAAUUUAAGGCACGUCGAAAUCUUCGAUCUCGAAUCGCAAACGUUCCAACGAAUCACCGAAGACAUAAACCCUAACUUUAACCAUUACAACCCGUUCGUCUCGUUGGACUCUCGCCACCUCGGGUACCACCGAUUCCGAGGCGAGUCGAUUCAGGGCGAGCCAAUAUACCCGCACCUCGACAAAGUCCUCUCUCCGGUUCGCGACCUACAGUUACUCAGACUCAACGGUUCGUUUCCCACCUUCUCCCCCGACGGCGAUUUCAUCGCUUUCAACCACGGCUUAGACGGCAACGUUAACGGCGGCGUUAAAAUCGUUAAAUCGAACGGUUCCAAACGCUGGACGUUGCUCAAAGGACGAACGUGCUUCCACAACGCGUGGAGCCCAACGGAGAAGAACGUGAUAUACACCUCCGUCGGUCCAAUCUUCGAGUCGGUUUAUAAAACGGUUCAAAUCGCGCGCAUCGAGUUCGACCCGGUUCAUUUAACUAACGACCGUGAAGAGGUUCCGUUUAAGUUAACGAUUCUCACGAGAGAAGACACAGGGAACAAUGCUUUUCCGUCAUGCUCCCCUGACGGGAAGAGCAUUGUGUUUCGGUCUGGAAGGGAAGGAUACAAGAACUUGUACAUAGUUGACGCUGUUAAAGGGGAGUUUGACGGCGGGAUAAGGAGGUUGACGGAGGGGGAGUGGAUCGAUACGAUGCCGUGUUGGUCGCCGAAAGGGGAUUUGAUAGCGUUUUCAUCGAACAGGCAUGACCCUAAGAAUAGUGAGGUGUUUGGGAUAUAUUUGGUGGGGCCAAAUGGGAGUGGGUUGAGGAGGGUUGAGGUGGCAAAGGGGGUCGAAGGAAUGAAAGAGAGGUUGAACCACGUGUGCUUCAGCCGCGACGGAGAGUGGUUGCUGUUCACGGCGAACUUGGGUGGCGUGAGUGCGGAGCCGGUGGGGCUGCCGAACCAGUUUCAGCCGUAUGGGGAUUUGUAUGUGGUGAGGUUGGAUGGGAGUGGGUUGAGGAGGCUGACGUGUAAUGCGUAUGAGAAUGGGACGCCCACGUGGCACCAUGGGGAUUUGGCGCUGUGUGCUCCUAGAGAAGAUGAUGGCGAAGGAGGUCAGGAUUGGGAUAAGUUGAAGGGUGAGUUUCAAGAACCACUUUGGAUCACGUGUGAUAUUUGAAUUCAUCACCAGUGUUCCACUGGUAUGUAAAUUACUUGUAAUGUAACGUGUGGCCAUGGCAAAAUAAAUUUGGGUUUCUUUUGCUAAUUUCUGGCUUUCCAAACUGAGAAAGCGUUUACUAGUAUUAUAAGCCUGUAGUGCCAUUUGAUUGUCAUAUUAAAUUUUACUAAAUCAGGGAUACAAUUAUUAGGAGUAGCGCUCUUGUAAUGAUUGAGAAGUUAGUAAAUUUUGGCUUCUCUUGA